This is a messenger RNA of Periophthalmus magnuspinnatus, 13232 nucleotides long. RefSeq names its product spectrin, beta, non-erythrocytic 5 (gene sptbn5). The transcript is spliced from 79 exons. Gene Ontology annotation, biological process: actin cytoskeleton organization. Bases 81 to 12806 code for a protein of 4241 amino acids. Lineage: Eukaryota; Metazoa; Chordata; Actinopteri; Gobiiformes; Gobiidae. The record is from RefSeq and is a predicted model, not a curated record. Gene Ontology annotation, molecular function: actin filament binding. Gene Ontology annotation, cellular component: cell projection; cell junction; plasma membrane.
GAGGGAAUUGAACUACAACCUGGACUGGGUUUAACCAAACUAUUUAGACUGUGACGUCGUCGCCCCGUGGGUCAAUCAGGAUGGACGAUGAUGAGGAUGGGGCUGGGCGAGUGCGGGAGCUGCAGGAGCAGAGGAUGACCAUGCAGAAGAAAACCUUCACAAAAUGGAUGAACAGUGUCUUCGCCAAAAACAAGGACCACACGGAGGUGUUGGACGUGUACUCAGAUCUUAAGACCGGUCUGGUUCUAAUCCGUCUCUUGGAGCUGAUCUCUGGGGAGAAGUUGCGCGCUCAGACCAGGCCUCGGCUCCGGGUUCACUGCCUCGAGAACAACUCCAUCGCCCUGAACUUCCUAAGGACCAAGAUUCCAGUGAAGCUGAUCGGACCGGAGAACGUGGUGGAUGGGAAUCGAACCCUCAUCCUUGGCCUGCUCUGGAUCAUCAUCCUACGCUUCCAGAUCGGACCCAUCCAGGAGAAAGAGUCUGAAGGUCGUGCCCAGCGCUCAGCUAAAGAGGCUCUGCUCCUGUGGUGUCAGAGGAAAACCGCAGGAUACUCCGGGGUCGAUGUUCAGGACUUCUCCAAGAGCUGGAGGGAUGGACUGGCCUUCAAUGCGCUCAUACACGCACACAGACCUGACUUAUUUGACUACACCCGCCUCCUCUCAUCUGACCCUGGCUCCGCCCUUUGCCACGCCUUUGUCCUAUCAGAGCAGGAGUUUGGGAUCAUGCAGCUUCUGGAGGUGGAGGACAUGUUGGUUCCUCACCCUGAUGAGAAAUCCAUCAUGACCUACGUGUCUCUGUUCUACCACUAUUUCUCCAAGCUGAGGCAGGAGCAGACCGUGCAGAAGAGAGUUACUAAGAUCAUCGGGAUUCUGAUGGAACUGGACCAGAUGAAGCUUCAGUAUGAACAGCUGGUGUCUGACCUGCUGCACUGGAUCAACACAAAGAUCAAGCAGCUGAACGACCGGCGCUUCCCAAACUCAGUGAGGGAGAUGCAGACUCUGCUGACAGCCUUCAAAACCUACCGCACACAGGAGAAACCUCCCAAAUACCAGGAGCGUGGGGCGAUUGAGGCUCAUCUGUUCAAUUUAAAAACUAAACUAGUGGCAAACAACCAGCGACCCUACAACCCUCCAGAAGGGAGGACUCUGAGUGACAUUGAGAGGAGCUGGACUCUGCUGGAAAAGGCUGAACACGAGAGAGAACGAGCUUUAAUCAACGCUUUGCUCAGACUGGAGCAGCUCGAACAGCUCGCUCAGAAGUUUGAACGCAAGGCAUCUCUGAGGGAGUGUUACCUGGAGGAUACACUGCGUCUGAUCAGUCGACAGGACAUGAGGUCACUGGUCUCUCUGGAGGAGUCUCAAGCCGCGGGCCGGAGGCUGGAAGCUCUAUGUGCGGAUGUAGGGGCCAGAGAGCCCCGCUUCGCUGCUCUGAGAGAGAUGUCGCUCAGCAUAGAGAGGGGAGGGUACCACAGCAAAGAGCGCAUCAUCAGGAGGGAGCAGAACAUCAGUCAGAGAUGGAGGGACCUCCAGCAGCAGCUGCAGGAGCAGAGAGGCAUGUUGGGAAAUGUAGUGCAGACUCUGAGCAUGCUCCGAGACAUAGAUCUGGUGUCACAAGAGCUCAAACUGCUACAGGCUCAGGCGGCAACCUCAGAUCUGGGGAAGCAGCUGACAGAGGUGGAAUCUCUGCUGCAGAAACAGGACCUUCUAGAGGCUCAAAUAUCUGCUCAGGGAGAAGCUCUGAGCUCCAUCAGCACCGCAGCACUCAGGGGCAAAGGUCAGGACUCUCAGCAGGUGCAGGGCAGAGUGAGAGCUCUGGACGCUCAGUACAAGUCUCUGGUGGCCGUCAGCAGCAGCAGGAGGAAGCAGCUGGAGGCACAGCUCUGUCUCUGUGAGUUCCUCAGAGACUGUGAUGAUCUGGAGCAGUGGCUGUUUGAGCGUCUGGUCCAAGUGCAGACUUCAGGCCUGGGCCGAGAGCUGAGCCAGAUCGAGCAGGCUCUGCACAAGCACAAGGCGUUGGAGGCGGAGCUUCAGGCCCAUGAGGUAGUCUUUCAGGGGGUUCUGUCUCGGGGUCGGGACUUGGUCUCUAAACAGAAUCAGGACCAAAAGAAGACAGUCCAAAAGUGGAUCAGAAGUCUCCAGAAACAAUGGAACCACCUCCACAAUGAGAGCAAGGCCAAGAGGGAGAGACUGCAGGCUGCAAAUACUAUCAAACAGUACUUCUCCGAGGCUGAGGAGGUGUCCUCUUGGCUCAUUGACCGGAAGCCUCUUCUCACCUCAGACGAUCAUGGGAAAGAUGAGCAGAGCACCGCUGCUCUGCUACAGCGCCACCUCAAGUUAGAGAAAGAGAUUGUGGCUUAUGGUCCUGAAAUCUCAAGACUGAGCGAACAAGCCAAAACAGCAGCCCAGCUCAGCGCUCUGACUUCAGAGCCACAGCAGAGCAGACCUCUGCAGCUCAGCGACUCCUCUGCAGACGAGGGGGAGGGGCCACAGGCUAUGACAUCAUCACCUAGAGCAGGGAGUGGGAGGAGCCCUGUUACCCCCACCCCUCACACCGAGAGCAAGGCUAAAGUGCGUUUCAGGUACAGCAGAGGCCAGUUUCCCUGGGACCGUAAUGAGGUGGUGACCAUCAUCAGAGAGGAGCCCGAUGGAGACAGAGUCACAGCCCGAGACACCAGAGGAAACCAGCAGCUGAUCCCCAAGACCUAUCUCUCCCUGCUCCCAAACAAUGCUCGUCCUCUGGAACACUCCACCUCCUCCCCUAAUGCUCCUGAGGGCCCCAAGACCAGCCGGCCUCGACGCAGCCGCUCCAUGAGACGAGGCACCGCUGAGAUCCAGAUGUCAUGGACCCCAGAUCCGCACUACGAGAGGGGGGCUGUGGAGAGGAGCCAAAGUGGGCUGGAGGAGGAGUAUCAGAGUCUGCACAGGCUGGCCCAGUCUAAGACCCGCUCUCUGGAGGAGUGGCUGCGUCUCCAUCGGUUCUACAGCAGCUGUGAGGAGUUUGAGUCCUGGAUGAAUGACAAGGAGAACAUCCUCAACACGUUCAGCGCUACAGAAAAUCCAGGGGUCAUCCAGGCCAAAUAUGAGAAUUUCCUGACGGAGCUGGCGAGUGGGUCUGGCCAACUGGAUGACAUCAUGAAGAUGGGGGAGGAGCUUGUGAAAAGUGGCCACAGUAAACAGAGAGAGGUCCAGAGUAAACAAAAGCGGGUUAGCAGCAGGUGGGAGCGUCUGCAGCGACUCAAAGAAGACAAGGGCAGAGAAUUGCUGAGUUCAGCCGAUGUUCAGUCUUUUCUUCAGAGCUGUGAUGAGGCCCGGGCUCAGCUACAGGACCAGCUCCACAGACUGGGAGCAGCGCACGUGAACACAGAGGCUGCUCAAGUGGAUGGCACGCACUUGGGCUCGUUCACACUCAAAAACGAGGAGGAGGCUCAGAUACAGGCUCUAAAAGACAUUCACAUCCUGGAGGCAAAGAUCGCAUACCUCAAGAGCAUCGCCAAAAUGAAGCAGGACUGCAGCCCAGAGGAGAGCGCCGCCAUCAUGAAGGAGGUGAAGGCUCUGGAGGAGCUGCUCCGUCAGGUGAAGAAGCAGGCGGCCAACAGACAGACUCACCUGGAUGAAGCGCGACGUCUGCACAGCUUCCUGCUUCAGUCCAAACAACUGCAGCUGUGGGUGGAGUCAACCAGAGACCGCCUCCUAUUGGACGACACCGGGAGUGACAUCACAUCAGCAUUAGCUCUAAUUGGACAGCACCAGGAGCUCAGGGAGGAGCUUGACCAACAACAUGACAGGCUGCAGGAGAUGGAGGCUGAAGCAAAAUCUCUUCCUAAAUCUGGAAAUGUAGACAUUCAUGGAACUCUUGAUUUGCUCAAAGCUGAUUGGUUAAAACUGGACAAGCUGUGGACAAAUAGGAAACAGCGUCUGGAGGAAGGGGUGGAGCUACAGCGCUUGAACCAGGAAGCAGACCGUAUUGAGGCAACGCUGUCUGGACAUGAAGCCCGACUCGGGGUCAAAGAUUUGGGGGACUCUGUGGACAGUGUGCACAGUCUGCUGAGGAGACAGGAAGAGUUGGAGGGACUGAUCCGAGCCCUGGACCAGAGAGUGGAGCUCUUUGGUGAACGCUGCCACCACCUUGUGGAACAGCAGCACUACGCCUCUAAGCACAUCAGAGGGCGGAGCCGGAGCAUCCAGAAAGCCCACAGGAAGCUGAACGAGAGCAGCCAUGAGAGGAGGGCCAUGCUGCUGGAGGCGCACAAGUACCAGGAGUUCUUGAGAGAUGCUGAGGAGCUUCUGCUGUGGAUGGACGAGAAGUCUAAAGUGGCUGAAGACGAGUCGUACCGAGACCCGACCAACAUCCUGCGAAAACUCAAGAGGCACGAGGCUCUGGAGAAAGAGAUGGAAGCCAACAAAGACCGCCUGGACACACUGCUGCAGGUGAGCCAGCAGAUGCAGUCUGAAGGACACCACAGUGCUCAGAGCCUCAGCAGGAAGUGCACUGAGCUCAACAGCCGCUGGAGAAGACUCCAAGAGCAAAUGUGUGAACGAGGAGACAAGCUCCGACAAGCAGGACAACAGGAACAGCUCAUGGACCUGCUGCAGGAUGCUAAGUUGAAAAUUGAGGCAAUUCAGUGGAUGCUGAACAAUGCAGCAAAAGGACAUGACCUCCGCUCCAGUCGCCAGCUGCUCAAGGAGCACCAGCAGCUGGAGCAGGAGGCGGCUGAGCUGGCUGAAAAGAUGAACUCCAUCAUGGGUCGAGUCAAACGUUUGGCCUCCACUCACUUUGACUCCCAGAGACUUCUACAGGACACGGACACCUACCUCUCUCUGUUCAAGUCCCUUCAGAAGCCUCUGGAGCUGCGGCGCUCGGUGCUGGAGGCCUCAGUUCUUCUAUUUGAGUUCCACCAUGAUGUCGACUUGGAACUAAGCUGGAUCUCCGAGAAACUGGCUCUGUGUGGGGCUGAAAGUGGACUGGACAAGAGUCUGUCUGCUGCCCUAAGCUCCACACACAAACACAAGGAGCUGCAGGCCGAAGUGAACGCUCACAGCAAACACCUGAACUCUGUCCUGAAGAAGGGGAGGAGCCUCGCUAAAUCCAACCAAUCAGAUGCAGGCGUCAUUCUAGAAAGGUGUGACCAUCUGAAGGCAGAGUGGGAGGAGCUAGAGGAGGCCUGUAGCCGAAGAGCCGCUCAACUGAACAAGGCUGUAACCCGAGAACAGCUGCUGUUGGACUGUUCAGAGCUGGAGUCCAGACUCACUGAAGCUCUCAGUCUAGUGUCUAAUGAUGACUAUGGCAAAGACUCAACGGCCACUCAGAGCCACAUCUCCAAACACCAGGUGUUGAUGGGCCGUGUGGAGGUGCUGCAGUCUGAGGUGGAGGCUCUGGAGCUGCAGGUGGAGAAGGCCCAGAGGAGAUGGAGUCUGGAGGAACUCAGCCGCAGCUACACCCGCCUAGAGAACCUCAGUCGGGAACUGCAACACCAGGCACAGACCAGAGGUCAGAGGUUACAGGAAGUACUUGUUCUUCACGAGUUCAAACAUGAGGCGUCAGAGCUAGAGGACUGGAUGAAACAACAGAAGCAGAGCAUAGAGGCGCAGGAACCCAGUAGCGAGCAGCACCUAGAGCUGCUCAGGGGGAAGUUGGACGGGUUCCUCAAACAUCUGGACGUGUGUGAGGAGCGUCUACAGAUAUGCAAAGACUCUGGCACCAGACUCAUCCGGAACAAGCACCCACAGAGCCGAACUGUGAAGGAGAUGUUGCAGUCCCUCAGUGCAUGCUGGGAGGAGCUCCAGGGUGUGGCUUCAGAGCGAGAGGAGCAGUUGCAGAGAGAGGAGGCGUGUCUUAAAUUCUACCAAGAGCUCAGCGAUGCUCUGGCCCUCAUCAAGGAGCGGCACAAGAGCAUCCCAGACUCUGUGGCCAAAGACCUGAGAGGAGUGAUGUCACAGCAGAAGAAACAUCAGACUCUGCUGCAGGAGCUGGCCUCCACUGAACACCAGUUAAAUGAGCUUCAGGACGGCAUGGAUGCCAUCUUGGAUUCCUGCUCUCCUCACCUCAAGCCCCGCCUCCAGGAAGUGCAGCAGGAAGUGAUGGAAAGGUGGGAGGAGCUCCGUCUGGAAGCCGAGCAGAGGGAGGAGGAGCUUCAUGCGGCACAGCAGAGACACCUCUUCCUCAACAUGGUGCACGAUUACCUGUCGUGGUGUUUGGAGCUGAGGGGAGUGAUGGCGGCUGAGGAAAGCAUCAGUGAUGUUUCCACAGCAGACCUCCAGCUGUCUGCACAUCAACAACUCAGAGCCGAGAUGGACCAACGGGAAGAGAUCUACCAGCAGGCUGUGGACAUGGGGGAGGAGCUACAGAGACUGGACCGAGCUAAUCGGCGAGAGGUGGUGGAGAAAGUGCAGAGUCUGUGCUUAGAGCGAGAGCGUCUGGAGCAGCAGUGGGCCGACCGACAAAGGAGCUUAGAAGAGAUUCAGCUGGAGCAACUGUUCUACAGAGAAGCCAAUAGUCUGGACAAGACCUCUGCCUCUCAGGAGGUGCUGCUGCAGAAGGCUGCUGUGGGAGACUCUGUGGAUGAGAUCGAGGCCCUGAUCAAACAUCAUGAAGCUUUUGAGAAGCUUCUCCUCUCUCAGGACGACAAGCUGUACUCUCUGAAGGAGCAGUCGGACCGUCUGAGGAAGCGUGUGAGCUCAGAGCGGAGCAGUAGAAUCCGGAGCAAAUACAAGUCUGUGAUGAAGCGCAGAGAGAAGAUCAGAGAGCUGUCUGUGCAGCACAGAGAGGGACUGGAGCUAAACUACCUCAUCGCGCUCUUCAACAGGGACGCAACGCUGGCAGAGGAGUGGAUCAGCGAGCGCUCACACAAACUGUCUGAGGGCAGUGAGGUGGACCUGAGCAGUUUACAGAGCAAAUUGAACCUACUACAGAAACAUCAGGCGUUUGAGUCUGAGAUCCAAGCACACAGCCAGGACAUCAGCGCUGUGCUUCAGUCAGGGGAGCAGCUUCUGGCUCUGUCUCCUCUCUGCUCCACAGACGUGACCAGGACCAUGGCGUCUCUACGGCGACGCUGGGAAGAUCUGCAGACGGCUGUGGCUCUCAGAGGCAGCGCCCUCCAGGACCACAGGGAUCUGCUGGAGUUUCUGCAGAAGGUGGAAGAGACUGAGGCCUGGAUCAGAGACAAGGAGGUGCUCAUCAGUGUCGGGGACUUGGGGAAGGAUUAUGAACAUGGAGUCCAACUGCUGAAGAAACUGAGCGAGUUCAGAACCAAAGGACGAGGGGAGGAGACGGUGGAUGACGCUCACAUCAGAGCCAUAAAUGACAGUGCGGCUCGUUUGGAGAAGAGGCAGAGGACAGAGGAGCUCCAGACAGUGAGGAAGAGGAGGCAGCAGCUCAACAACAGGUGGAGCAAGUUCCAUGUGGACCUCAGCGAGUACAAGGAGAAACUGCAGGGGGCGCUGGUGGUGCAUGAGCUCAUUAGAGAGUUAGAGGAGCUCCGGGACAGAGCCAGUGAGAAGAUGCUGCUGGUCCAGGGUCAGGACUGUGGCUCUGAUGUGGAGACUGUGGAGAAUCUGAUCCGACGACACGAAGAGACGGAGAGAGAGACCCGAGUCAUCACGGAGAGAGCUCAGACUCUGGAGCAGGAGGUGAACUCUCAGUUGAAGAUCAGCUCUGUCCUCAAAGACAAGCUGAAGGACAAACUCAGAGAGACGCAGAAGAUGGUGAAGGACCUGAGACAUCAUGUGACAAACAGGAAGGAACGUCUGCAGGAGGCCCACCAGCUGCAGCUCUUUAAAGCCAACCAGCGCCUCCUGUUGGACUGGUGCAAGAAGUGCAGCCGAGACAUGGAGCAGAGAGGGGCCCCUGAGAGCCCAGAGGAGGCGGAGCAGUUUCUCACUGAACACACGGACUGGAGGGAGGAGAUAGACGCUCGCUCUGAGCGCAUAGACUCUGUGAAGGACUUUGGAUUAGGCAUGAUCAGGUCUGGACAUGAGUUUAAGUCUGAGAUCCAGAGAGCCCUGGACCAGCUAGACCACGCCAAAUCUGACCUGGAGCAGGCCUGGACUAAACGUGGUCUGGUGUUAGAGCAGGCUCGGACUUUACAGAUGUUCCUGUCUUCUGUGGAGCAGUGUGAGCUUUGGCUGAGCAACAAGGAGGCUUUUCUGUCCAGUCACGACCUCGGGGGCUCUGUCUCAGAGGUGGAAGUUCUGCUGAGGAAACACGCUCAGUUUGAGGAAGAGCUGGAGACCCAGGUCCAGCGGUUGCAGCAGGUGGAGGCUCAGGCCCAAGACAUGAUCCAGAACAAACACCAGAGCUCACAGACCAUCAGAGAGAAGAGCAAUGCACUCAGACAGAGACGCAGUGAACUUCAGAAGAGAAGCAGAACUCGGCGCAGAGAUCUGGAACAAGCUCUUGAGCUGCAGCAGUUUCUGUCCAACACUUAUCAGUUUGGAGUGUGGUUGUCUGAACGCAAUGCUGUAGCUCUGGAUGAGAACUGGAGGGAACCAACCAACCUCCAGGCCAAACUCCUCAAGCACCAGAGCUUUGAGAGCGAAGUCCUGGCCAACCGCUACCAACUGGACAAUCUCAGCAAGGAGGGUCAGACGUUGAUGGCUGAAAGUCGUUCUGCUGAGGUUAAAGUUGGGCCCAAACUCAAAGAAAUGACAGAAAACUGGGAAUCUUUGCUCCACAACUGUAAAGAGAAAAAGAGCCGACUACAGGAGGCCUACCAGGCGCUGCAGUUUGAGCGUAGCCUUGACGACAUGGAGCAGCGGGUGGAGUCAGUGGAGAGGGGCGUGUCCAGUGAAGACUGUGGCUCUGACGUGUCAACGGUCACUCGGCUCUUGAAGACUCUGCAGGGGCUGGAGCAGGAGGUGGAUGGCCUACGGGACCGGUUACAGACUUUGUUGGAGACGGCGAAGAGUCUCCAAUCUCAGGGGAACUUCAUGGCUGAGGAGAUCCAGGGCAGAGUGGCUCAGACCAUCAAGAGGUACAACGGUCUGAGUGAGCCCAUGCAGAGGCGUAGGGAGACUCUGGAAGCCUGGCACAGUCUGUUUCAGUUCCAGAGAGACGUGGAGCUGGAGGAGGCCUGGAUCAGAGAGGUUCUGCCCAGUGUCAGCAGCCCCGAGCUGGGUAACACUCAGAGCUCCACCCAGCAGCUGCUCACCAAGCACCAGUCUCUGCUGCAGGAGCUGUCCAGCCACUCUGCCUCAGUCAAGUCCAUUCAGGAGGCAGGACAUAACCUGGUCAGGGCGCGGCACUUUGCCUCUCACGACGUCCGAGAGCGUCUGGAUGAACUGAAGCGCCUCCAUGAGCAGCUGAAGACUGAAGCUCAGAGGAGAGACAAGCUCCUACAGGAGGCUCUGCGCAUCCACAGCUUCAUGGGGCAGGUGUCAGAGAUGGAGGAGCGUCUGGAGGAGCAGCGUUUGGUCCUGGAGAGUUCAGACUGUGGCAGAGAUGAGGAGGCCACACAGGCCUUACUCAAAGCGCUUGACUCUGUGGACUCUGAGCUCGAGAACCAUCGCAAGACUGUGUCCAAGCUGCAGCAGACAGGAGCUGAACUGGAGAGCCUCAGGCAUCCCAACAGCCCCCUGGUGACUGAGUCUCUCCCUGUGAUCGUGGACCUUUUUGAGUCUCUCCUGCGUCUCUCCUCGUCUCGUCGAACCUCUCUGUCAGACCAGCUCCGUCUUUUUGCUUACGACCGAGAGGCCAAAGAACUACAAACAUGGCUGACCAACAAGAAGAGCCUGGCUGAGUCUGAAGACUGUGGGCAGGACCUUGAGGGAGUAGAGGUUCUUCAGAAGAAGCUGGAGUCUCUUGUGGCUGAGGUGUCUUCUCUAGGGCGUAGUCGUCUCUCGGAGGUCCAACGGCUGGCCCGGGGGCUUCAGAGGGAUGCUCAGGCUCGAAACAGGGACGAGACUGUGAGCCACCUGUGGGAGGAGCUAAGCAGCGCGCUCACUACCAGAGAACAGAAGUUGCGUUUGGCUCGAGAGGUUCACCAGUUUAACCAUGACGCAGAGGAGCUGAAGGGAUGGAUGGCAGAGAAAGACCUGGUCCUGGACUCUGAAGAUCUGGAACAGGACCUGCUCUCUGUGCAGACUCUGUUCAGACAGCACCAGGCUCUAGAGAGAGACUUGGGCCUGAUCUCUGAGGAGGUUAGCCGCUGUAGAACCGAGGGCCGUGCUCUGAUUCGUCGACAGCCUGUGGCCCAGCGCUCUGUGGAGCAGAGACUGGAGGAGCUGGAGGAACACUGGAGCAGCCUGGAGCUCAAAGCCUCGAGCAGAAGAGCAAGACUGGAGAGAGCCCAGGAGGUGUGGAGCUUCAUGGACCAGAGCAACCAGAUCAUGUCGUGGCAGAAGCAGAUGCUGUCUCUGCUCAGAGCUGAGGCUCAGGUGGUCUCAGGAUCCGACCUGGAUCAGCUGAUCAGGAAACACACAGAGAGGCGUGAUCAAAUCAACCGCCAGACGAGUAAAAGCGAUGCAGUAAGAGAGGAGGGGAGCAGGCUACUACAAGAGGGAGGCCUCAUGUGUGCUGAGGUGGAGGCUCGGGUGUCGGAGCUGCAGCUGCUGCAAGAUCAGCUGAUCUCUUUGUGGGAGGAGCUCAGAGUGUUUUAUGAAGAAGAACGAGAGAUGUUUGUCUUAAGGAGAGAGCUGGAGCAGGCCGAACGCUGGCUCAGCAGCCACGAGAGGGCGCUCACCUCACAGGACUAUGGGGACUGCGUGUCUGAUGUGCUGGAGCUCCUGAAGAGGCAGGAGGAUCUGGAGGCCAUGAUCCAGGCUCAAAACGACCGCUUCAGUGCUCUGCAGAAGAAGAUCACUCAGAGAGAGAAGAGACUGCAGAUUUUGAGGAAUGAGGAUGUUUCUGACAGAAAAUCUCCAGUCAGAGUCUCGUCUCUGAAGAGGAAACCUUCUGACCCCAAACCGAGACCUGCAUCCCCCUUAAUAAACGCCCGGACCACUACUCCAGCUGACCGCUACAGCAGAGAGCAGACCACACCUUCAUCUGACCGCUACAGCAGAGAUGAGACAGACAACAAAUCCACUGUCCGCUCAUCCUAUAAAGACCUCCAGCCCACACUUUCAUUUGACCACUACAGCAGGGAGGAGGAGACUGACAAAGCACAGUCCUCACCCGUGUCUCCAACCAGACGAAGAGACUUUCAGAAGGCCUCUGUUUCUGACCACAGCUCUGAAGAGGAGACUGAAAGGAUGACCACAGCUAAACCACACAAAUCUACUGUACCAAAACUUCCAGAAUCCUCCACCAUUUUGUCCUCAUCAAAACCUCUCACCGCACCAAGAUCACAGCUGUCCUCUCUGUCUGACCACAGUACCAAGGAUGAAAAAACAUCUCAAAUGUUCUCAGCAAAACCACAGGAAGGCACUACAACGUCAUCACCAAAACAUCAGGAAUCUUCAGCCAUUUCAUCCUCACCAGAAUCUCGUACCAGGUUUAGACAAAGAUCAAGUGAUACAAACAUGAGGGAUGCAGCUCUGUCUGACCACAGCAAAGAGGAGGAGAGCUAUGGAACAUCCACAGCACAACCACGUACCAGGCGAUUUAGGAGCUACAGAUCUGACCCCAGUGAAGAUUCCACUCCACCAUCUCCAACCAAACCUCCAGAAUCUCCAAGCAUUUCGUCCUCACCAGAAUCUCACCCUAGUUUUAGACCCAGAUCCAAGGACAGAAACAUCAGGAACGCAGCUCUAUCUGACCACAGCAAAGAGGAGGAGAGCUAUCAAACACCCACAGCACAACCACGUACCAGCCAAUUUAGGAGCUUCAGAUCUGACCCCAGUGAAGAUUCCACUCCACCAUCUUCACCCAAACCUCCAGAGUAUCCAACCAGUGAAUCUAAAGUCAAACCACCACUAGCUCCUAAACCUCGCGUGAUGUCUGCAGCGUCCAGCCAACAAUCUGCAUCUGGAGAGUCCAAACGGGAUUCACCUCCACUGGUCAGAAGACUCACUCCUCCGGCUGUAGCCCCUCCCCCUCCUCCUCAAAGUCCUCUAGAGAUGGCCCUAAGAAGAGCGGAGUUCACUGUCAUUAAAGAAGAGUCUAAGACAAUCACAGAGCCAGAUUCCGCAGCCCAGCCCACUUUACAGGAAGAGAAGCAGAAAUCAGAAAAUCUGCCACCAGAAGAGCUGGAGGUGAGCUGUGGGCAGAACGUCAGGAUGCAAGGGGCGCUGGAGCUGAAACGAAAGCAAGGAGGAAGUAAGCUGGAUCACUGGGAGCAGGUGUUUGCUGUGCUGGAGUCUGACUCUCUGAGACUGUUCCAAGACAAAGAGGCUGCCGCUCAAGGAACCCCCGGGUGGCCCCCCAUCAGCCUGAGAGGAGCCGUGUGCAGAGAGAACGUGUACUACAGAAGAAAAGAGCACACGUUCAAACUCAUUCUGGAGGACAGGAGUCAGUUCAUGUUUGCUGCUCACAGUAAAGAGCUGCAGCUGCUGUGGAUCAGGAGGCUCCAGAACCAGGACUCCGCCUCCUCAGAAUCCGAGGACUCAGGAAGGGCGUCUUCAGUGAACCUCAGUCUGGAGAAACUCACUGAGGACACACCGCCCCAGAAACAAGAGGAGACAGAGGAGAAGAGAGAGGGAAGGAGAGAGGGAAGAGAGGAUAAGAGGAGAGAGGGAAGAGAGGAGAGUCCAGAGCAACCCUCCAGCCCUCCCCCCAAACCUCCUCACACCUACUACAAACUGCACCGCUACACUUCAGACGAAUCUGUUCCAGACUCAGAACCCAAGGACCCCCAGACCCCUACAGCUCCAGCAGAGGCCACCAGAGAGCGCUCUCGGUCCAGUGUCCUGCGCAGGUUUUUCAGGAAGUGAGCCUGAGCCUAAAACCAGGACUGAACCAGAACUAAAGCAGACCUGAAGCAGAACUACACCAGAACUAAACCAGGACUAAACCAGGACUAAUAUUGGUCUAUAACAGGGCUAUUCCAGAACUAAACUAGGACUAAACCUAAACAAAAUCAGAACUGAAGCAGAUUAUACCAGGAUUAUACCAGGAAUAAACCAGAAAUGAAGCAGGUGUAAACCAGGACUAAACCAGGACUAAACCAGGACUAAACCAGGACUAAACCAGGACUAAACCAGGACUAAACCAGGCCUAAGGCAGGACAGGUCGAAGUUGGAAGGAUGUGCUCAGAGAGGGACAGAGGUAAGAUCAAGCUGCACUUUAUUCACGUGUACUUCCACUUUCAGUCACACUGUGGCGCUGUGCCCAAGUACAUUAGGUUUUAAGAGUAAAAA